AUGGCAGAAGAUCUAGCAAUAGCUACGAGCUCAUCCACCAACAAGCCUCCAUUCUUUGAUGGGACCGAAUAUCCCUACUGGAAGACCCACAUGCAACUAUUCAUUGAGUCCUCAAACUACAAACUGUGGGACAUCAUUGAAAAUGGCAACAUCGUUCACAAAGAUGAUGCUGGAGAACCUAUCAAGAAAGAUCAACUGAUAGAAGCACAACGCAAAGACUAUCAACUUAACUCAAAAGCAAAGUUAUUUCUUCUAUGUGCACUGAGCAAAUCUCAGCUGGACAAAGUUGAUGGACUAGCGACAGCCAAAGAAGUCUGGGAAGCUCUAGGGCUUGCCUAUGAAGGUACAGCGAACGUCAGACAAGAUAAAGUAAGUUUACUUGUGGGUGAAUAUGAGACCUUCAAGAUGAAAGAGAAUGAAAGAAUUGAUGACAUGUUUGGAAGAUUCCAAAUCAUCGUUAAUGGCCUUAGGAAUCUUGAUCGCAAAUAUGAAAGUGUUGAUCAAAUCACAAAGAUUCUAAGAUGCCUUCCUAGGCGAUGGAGACCCGAAGUCACUGCUAUUCAAGAAGCUAAGGACCUUAGCACAUUGAGACUGGAAGAUCUCCUCGGAUCUCUGAAGGUUCAUGAAAUAGAACUUGCCCAUGACGAAGGACUGAAGAAGCAGAAGAACAUUGCUUCCAAAGCUAUUCAAGUAAAGGAACAAUCUGAAGAAGAAGAAUCCUUAGAAGAACUGUCAGAGGAUGAACAAGCUCUCUUCAACAGAAAGUUCAAGAGGAUGUGGAUCAAACAACAAAGAGGAAAAUGUACAUCAAAGAAAGACAACAAACGAGAAUCAAGUCUGAAAAAGAAACCCUUCACACACAAAGGUGAAAGCGGCUUAAGUGCAGACAAAAGCAACAUUACGUGUUUUGAAUGCAAAAAGCCGAGUCACAUCAAGCCAGAUUGUCCAAGACAAGCUAAAAAGUCUAUCAAGAAACCAUACUACAAGAAAAAGAAAGCUUUAGCAGCUGGAUGGGAUGAUUCUGAGGACGGAUCAGAAGACGACGAUGAAGACGAUCAUGAAGAUGCACACUUCGCACUCAUGGAAUCUGCAGACAGUUCAGACGAUGAUGCGGACGAUGAGGUAAAACCCGAAAACCUUAAAGAAGAAUUCAAUGAACUACUUGAACACUCGUAUGCAUUAUCUGAAAAAUACAAAGUUUUGAAGAAACAGUUUGCUAAGUUACAACUAGAACAUGAAAAGGUUUUGACUGAAAGGAACAACAUAGCUAAAGAAAAUACUGCUUUAAAGGAACAAGAUCUUGCUAAGGAAGUAACUGCUUUAAAGAAAAAAGUUAAAGUCUUAAUUGAUGAUUUAUCUACUUUCACCAUUGGUCACGAUAAUCUAGUUAAACUGUGUGGUAACAAUCACGAACGAUAUGUAAAAGUGGAUUAG
Messenger RNA from Lotus japonicus, 1434 nucleotides. RefSeq lists its product as uncharacterized. The record is from RefSeq and is a predicted model, not a curated record. The coding region runs from base 1 to 1434 and encodes 477 amino acids. NCBI's taxonomy places the organism in Eukaryota, Viridiplantae, Streptophyta, Magnoliopsida, Fabales, Fabaceae. Gene Ontology annotation, molecular function: zinc ion binding; nucleic acid binding. The transcript is spliced from 2 exons.